UGGCUGGAGCCGGGCGGCCCCAGUUAGCCCUGGACUAGCCCUGGGCAGGCGAUUGCUCUCUGAGCACUGGCAUAGCUGCAAUCCAGAGCUGGCUCCAUCCCCAGGUGGCUGCCAGUGUGCUUGUGGGCCGGGAGGAUGGCUGCUGUGUGACCAGCCCGCACCCUGGCCCAGCUCCCUGCGUGGCGGGCGUGCUACGGCACAGCAAUGAAUGAUGCCUCAACGAUGGAUUAUGAACUGCUGUCCCCCUCCCUGGUGGAGCCCCCCGCCACCGGCCUGGGCAUGGACGCCGAGCAGAAGACGGUCUUCGCCUUCGUCAUCUUCCUCCUGGUCUUCUUGGUGAUGCUCAUGGUGCGCUGCUUCCGCAUCCUGCUAGACCCGUACAGCCGCAUGCCCGCCUCCUCCUGGACUGACCACAAGGAGGGGCUGGAGAGGGGCCAGUUCGACUACGCGCUGGUGUAGUGGGGCCAGGAGCUCAGCGCGCCACCCCUGCCCCUGCCUUUCUCUGUGGAGCGCUACCCUGCCCCCCAGGGAUGCUGCCAGCUGGGAGGGUGGAAGGGGCUUGUCUCUUUU
Molecule: messenger RNA, 570 nt
Organism: Mauremys mutica (yellowpond turtle)
Lineage: Eukaryota; Metazoa; Chordata; Testudines; Geoemydidae
Gene: CTXN1
Product: cortexin 1
Exons: 1
Coding region: 205-459 (84 amino acids)
Source: RefSeq, a predicted model, not a curated record